CGGCGCAGCGAGUGCUCUGGGCGGUGUUUGCCAGCGGCGGCUUUUUCGGAGUGCUUUUCUCGGCGAUCCCGACCUGUUAAAGCGCAUUUCUGCUUUGGCUUGAGCCCGAGAGGCGCCGGCACCACUGAGGGGACGAGGCGCUUUUUCCCGGCCGGUGGCGGCGGGGCGGCACCGGACCCAGGAGGACCGAGGGAAAGACCGGCGGAGAGGCAUCCCGGCGCGGGCCGUCCCGUCCCUUCGCUGCCCGGCUCGGCGCUCCCAUCGCGGCUCGCUGCCGCCGCCCUGGGCCAUGGGCCAGCCCGACUGAGAGCCCGCGGGUCCGUCCGCAGCCCGGCCGGUGCUGCCCGAGCGCCGAGGCGGGGCCGCAGCAGCCCCGGCGCGGGUGAAGAUGCUCUCGGCGGGGCGCACGGCGGGCGCCCUCCUUCUCUGCGGGGUGGCCUUUGGUCUCUACUUCCCCAGGAAAGAGUACUUGGAGAAUGUGUACAUCGAUGAGCCAGCAGGUAUGCCGCUCCUGCGCAUCCACGCCUUGAAGGAUUCACAUGAAGAAGUGGCCCACUUUCAUCUGUGCCAGACUCUCAUAAUUUCUCGAGCAAGAUCCCAUGAAAAUAAUUGGUUUCAAAUCAAAGAAAAAACAGGACUUCUCUACCUCAGCAAAAGCCUGGAUAGAGACGACUUUAACACGUUGUCUGUAGGAAACUGGAUGCCAUUAUCAAAGGUGAUGCUGUAUGUCUUCCUUUCAUCCCACCCUUUCCAAGAGAAGGAAUGUGACUCUGCUACACGCACCACGGUUUUCCUCUCUUUGAUCAAUGCUACGGCACCAGCUUGCAGUUCCUUGACAGCAAGGCAACUUUGCUUCACAGAAAUGGAUCUCUCCUUUCACAUCGAGGAGAAUAAACCACCUGGCACAUUUCAUCAGCUCCAGUUACCCUCAGUUCAUCAUCUGUGUCAGAAUCUCAGCAUUUCCUACAAACUGCUAGCAGCUGAGGGUCUGCCCUUUCGCUACAAUGAGAACACCACCAGUGUGCGUGUGACACAGCGCCUGGACCGAGAGGAGAGGGAGAGAUACGAGCUGAUUGCCAAGUGCACCGUGAGAGAGGGAGUCAGGGAAAUGCAGGUUGAGGUGCCCUUCCUGGUGAAUGUGCUGGAUGAAGAUGACUCUCCUCCCUUCCUUCCCAAUGGCACUGAUACUGCAGAUGCUGUUGUGGAGUUCAACAGGAAAGAGGGAACCGUUCUUGCGACACUGACUGUGUACGAUGCAGACACCACACCCAUUUAUCCCCUUGAAAGCAGCAGAAAGAAAUACACAGGAACAAUUGUCACUGAUGAUCCUUGGAUAAGUGAAACAUUUCGUGUAGAGCACAUCUUUGAUGAAAUCCACUUCAGCCCAAAUGGCAGCCAAGUGAGGGGAACUCGACAUGAGUACAAACUGGUACUGAAUAAAAGCAUUUCAGUCACAGAGCAUCGUUACUUCCAGCUGGAUGUUUUGGUGAAUGACACGGAAUUUCAUGGCCCAGAAAGAUCAGUGAUGCUUCAUUUCAAUGUCUCCAUCCUCCCUGUCAGCAUUCAGUUUUCAAACAUGACUUACCAGUUCACAGUGAACAGAAAUGCUGAACGCUUUGCACAGAUAGGAAAAAUCUGCAUUGAAAACUGUAUGAAAUUCCGUGGUGUAAACAUCACCUACAAGCUGCUGUCCCCCAAUGCAAGCUGCUAUCCUGUGGGCAUCCUUCAAGGCCGAGAAGACAAAUACGGAAGCCUUUAUGUGAAUGAUUCCUCUGCGCUGCGCAGACCCGAAUGCAAGGAAAUCCAAUACACUGUUCAAGCUACAGACAAGCAGAGCAGGAAACACGCCAAGACCCUCCUCACUGUUGUAUUGGAAGGAACUCUUUUAAAAAAAGAAGAGGACUGCCCUGACUCUUGUGCUAUAAGUAAGCACCACGCUGAAUGUGAAGAGUGUGGUGGCCUGGGAGUACUAACAGGAAAAUGCCAGUGGAGACAAGGCAGUGGAAAAGGGAUCACCACAAACUAUUCCACGUGCACCCCGAGCAUCAAGACUUGUCCAGAUGGCAUCUGCGAUGUGGUGGAAAGCAAAGAUCCAGCUGUGUGCCCCCAGGACUGCACAAGUGGAAACAUUAUUGGUGGCCAUGGGAAGGGUAUUGGAAAUCUUGGAAUUAAGUCAGGACAUGGAAUUUGUUACUGCUUCCCAAGACAGAACUGUUAUUGUGAGAAAGAUGAUAUCAAAGAGCAACUAUGUGAUGAAGUGUGCAAGACUGUGAUAGCAGGGGCAGUGCUGCUGUCCUUCAUCAUUUCUGUGCUGCUUUCUUCCUAUUUCAUCCAUCGUUACCACAAGAAUUCUCCGAAGCCACCUAUUGCCUCUGCAGAAAUGACAUUCCGGCGCCCAACCCAAUCCUACCCCAUCAGUUACUCCUCCAGUAACGUCCGACGGCCUUCUCUGGAUUCCGUGGAGAACCAGGUGUCCGUAGACACCUUUAAAAUACCAGAAGAUCCAAAGUGGGAAGUCCCUCGGAAGAACCUAGUUCUGGGCAAGACUCUUGGAGAAGGAGAAUUUGGAAAGGUUGUCAAGGCAACAGCAUUCCGACUCAAGGGAAGGGCUGGCUAUACCACUGUAGCAGUGAAAAUGUUAAAAGAAAAUGCUUCCCAGAGUGAGCUGCGAGAUCUACUUUCAGAGUUCAACCUCUUGAAACAGGUGAACCAUCCCCAUGUCAUCAAACUUUAUGGAGCCUGCAGUCAAGAUGGCCCACUGUAUUUAAUUGUGGAAUAUGCUAAAUACGGCUCCUUGCGCAGUUUCCUCAGGGAAAGUCGAAAAGUAGGCCCAAGCUACGUGGGUGGUGAUGGCAACAGAAAUUCAAGUUAUUUGGACAACCCUGAUGAGAGAGCCUUGACAAUGGGAGAUCUGAUCUCGUUUGCGUGGCAGAUAUCCCGCGGGAUGCAGUACCUGGCGGAAAUGAAGCUCGUGCAUCGGGAUUUAGCAGCCAGAAAUGUGUUGGUGGCAGAAGGGCGCAAAAUGAAGAUUUCUGAUUUCGGCCUCUCACGUGAUGUAUAUGAAGAAGAUUCGUACGUAAAGAGGAGCAAGGGUCGAAUACCUGUGAAAUGGAUGGCCAUAGAGUCCCUAUUUGACCAUAUCUAUACAACACAAAGUGAUGUGUGGUCAUUUGGAGUUCUGCUAUGGGAGAUUGUUACUUUGGGAGGCAAUCCCUACCCAGGUAUUGCUCCUGAAAGACUCUUUAACCUCCUAAAAACAGGCUAUAGAAUGGAGAGACCAGAAAACUGCAGUGAAGAAAUGUACAACCUCAUGUUGCGCUGCUGGAAGCAAGAACCUGAUAAAAGACCAACAUUUACUGAGAUCAGCAAGGAACUAGAGAAAAUGAUGGUGAAGAGUAGGGACUACUUAGAUCUUGCGGCUUCCACACCUUCCGAUUCCUUACUUUACGAUGACGGGCUCUCAGAAGAGGAGACACCUCUCGUGGACUGUAAUAAUGCUCCCCUCCCUCGAACCCUCCCUUCCACAUGGAUUGAAAACAAACUCUAUGGCAUGUCAUACCCGAACUGGCCUGAGGAGAGCCCCGUUCCACUCACAAGAUUCGAUGGCACUAACUCUGUGUUUUCAAGAUAUGCAAAUGAUAGUGUAUAUGCUAACUGGAUGGUUUCACACUCACCGGCAAAAUUUAUGGACAAGUUUGAUAGCUAAAAUUUUCUUUGUGAAAGGUAAAGGACUCCUGAGGAGAGCAAAGAGGCAAAGAGUGGGAAGUCCAUUGGCUCGUUCUUUGUACAGUCAACAACUAACUUUUAAAUUGGCAAACCCUUUUAUUGGUAGUUUUUAAAAUGUGUUAUUCAUGCUGAAGACUGUAACUCGUACUUUCCCCUUUCAGAAAACAUAUCAAGCUGGAUAAAAGUUGUAGUUCCAGUACUUCUUUCUGGAUUGCCAUUUUGCCUAUGGUUCCAUUUGGCAACUUCUUACUGCAAAUGGCCUUGCACUUCAUCCUCGAUGUUUUUUAGACUAACCAUCCUGUGUUACAGCUUUCUUGGAUGGCAAAAUGUACUUGAACUGCUACUUUUAUAGUGGCUGUUAGAAUACGACCACUUGACCUAAGCAGGAAGCACAAACAAUAUAUGGAAAGGAGGGGGGAAACAGGCUCUGAAAUUACUGAGCUUGCUAUCAAAUGACAAGUGUUACAAUGAUGUUGGCAGUAAUGAAGCCUGUAUCUUGGUUUGGAAGCAAACAUUAAGUAACUCUAUAGAGGACUUGAGAUUCAACAUUUGAAGUCUUGUAAAAUGUAUUGUCUUGUCUUAAUGAGAAGAGAACUUGUUUUAUUAGUCUUAACUUCUCUUACCUUUAGCACAAUGGAGAUAAAUUUGAUACCAGUAAGUUGUAUAGACUGAUGGCAAUCAAGAGUGUUCAUCUGACACAAUUUACUUUCCAUCACCUACAUGUUAGUAAUGUUAAAAAAUACAAUCUUGUACAAUCAUAAUUUCUCUUAUAAGUUAAAAAUAGGCUAUACAGUCUUUUUAGACUGGAUUCAUAGAAUUGAAUAGUAGCAUCAUGGAAUGGUUUGGGUUGGAAAGAAACUUACAGAUCAUCUAGUUCCACACCCCACCCCCUGCUGUGGACAGGGACACCAUCCACUAAACCAGGUUGCUCAAAGCUCCAUCCAACCUGUCCUUGAACGCUUCCAGGGAUGGGGCAUCCACAAUUUCUCUCUCUGCGCAACUUGUUCCAGUGCCUCACCACCCUCACAGUAAAGAAUUUCUCCCUAAUACCUAAUUUAAACCUGCCCUCUUUUAAGCCAGACCCCUGUCCUAGCACUACAUGCCCUUGUAAAAACUCCUUUUCAGCUACCCUGUAGGCUCCCUUCAGGUACUGGAAGGCUGCUCUAAGGUCUCCCUGAAGCCUUCCCUUCUGCAAGGCUGAACAGCCCAAACUCCCUCAGCCUGUCUUCACAGGAGAGAUGCUCAACCCUCUGAUCAUCUUUGUGACCUUCCACUGGACUCACUCCAACAGGUCCACUUUCUUAUGCUGGGGACCCCAGAGAUGGAUGCAGUAUUCCAGGUGGGGUCUCAUAAGAUUAGAGUAGAGGGCCAGAAUCACCUUCUUGACUUUCUGACCACAACACGCAGCCCAGGACACGUUUAGUUUGUUGGGCUGUGAGAACCGUGUUGCCCAGUCGUGUUGAGCUUCUCAUCAAUCAAGACCCCCAAGUCCUUUUCCCCAUGGCUGCUCUCAAUCCAUUCUCUGCCCAACUUGUAUUUGGGAUUGCCCUGACCCAAGUGCAGGAUCUUGUCUUGGCCUUGUUGAACUUCAUGAGGCUGCACUGGCCCAGCUCUCAAGCCUGCAAGGUCCCUGUGGAUGGCAUCCCUUCCCUCCAGUGUGUCGACUGCACCACACAGCUUGGUGUGGUUGAAAAAUGUGCAGAGGGUGCACUGAUCCCACUGUUCAUGUUACCAACAAAGAUCUUAAAUAGCACUUGUCCCAGUACUGACCUCUGAGGAAUGCAACUCGUCAGUGGUUCUCCUCUUGGACAUCAAGCUGUUGACGACAACUCUUUGAGUGUGACCAUCCAGUCAAUUCCUUAUCCACCGCGUGGUGCAUCCAGCAAAUCCAUGCCUCUCCGGUUUCAAGAUAAGGAUGUCAUGCAAGAUGUUGUCAAAUGCUCUGCACAAGUCCAGGUAGAUGGUGUCAGUUGCUCUUCCCUUAUCCACCAGUGCUGUAAUCCUGUCACAGAAAGAUAUUUGUUGGGUUUGCCCUUAGUGACACCAUGUUGGCUGUCACCAAUCACGUCCUUAUUUUCCAUAUUUUCUCAUCAGGUUCUAUGGAUUUGUGUGCCUUCAGGUUCCUUAGAUGGUCUCAAACUUGACCAUCUAUGGUGGGUAGUUCUUUAUUCUCACAGUCCCUGCCUUUGCCUUCUCAGCGGAGUGACUUUGGCCCCAGUGGCUGGAGCACUUGCUGGUGACAACUGAGGCAAAAAUGUCAUUGAGUACCUCAGAUUUCUCCAUGUCCCAGAUAACCAAGUCUCCCAGUUUCUUCUGGACUGGGCUCACAUUUUCACCAAUGUACCUAUAGAAGCUUUUCUUGUUGCCCUUGAUGUCCCUGGCCAAAUUUAAUUGUCAGAGCUUUAGCUUUCCUAACCUGAUCCCUGGCUGCUUGGACAAUUUCUCUGUAUCCCUUCCAGGCUAUCUGUCCUUGUUUUCACCCUCUGUAGGCUUCGUUUCUCUGUUUAAGUUUGUCCAGGAGCUCCUUGUUCAUCCACGCAGGUCUUCUGAUGCUUUUGCCUGACUUCCUCUUUGUUGAGAUGCAUCUCUCCUGACCUUGCAAGAGAUGACACUUGAAUAUUAACCAGCUUCCUUGGACGCCUCUUUCCUCCAGGGCUUUAUCCCAUGGUACUCUACCCAGAAGAUCCCUGAAGAGGCCAAAGUCAGCUCUCCUGAUGUCCAAGUUAGUGAGCUUGCUGUGAGCCCCCUCGCUGGCCUGAGGAUCUUGAACUCCACCAUUUCAUAAUCACUGCAGCCAAGGCUGCCCCUAAGAUUCAUAUUCCCCACCAGCCCUCCUUGUUGGUAAGAACAAGGUCCAGCAUAGCACCUUUCCUCGUUUGCUCCUCUGUCACUUCAAAAAGGAAAUUAUCAACGCAUUCCAAGAACCUCCUGGAUUCCUUAUGCCCUGUUGCGUUGUCCCUCCAAUGGACAUUAGGGUAGUUGAAGUCCCCCAUGAGGACCAGGGCUUGUCAACAUGAGGCUGCUCCUAUGUGUCUGUAGAGGGUCUCAUCCACUCAGUCUUCCUGGCUGGUUGGCCUCAGCAAUCCCCCACUAUGAUGUCCCCUGUCCCUGCCCUCCCUUUAAUUCUGACCCAUAAGCUCCCCAUCCAUCACCAGGCACAGUUCCAAGCGCUCCAGGUGGUCAUGAACAUAGAGGGCAACACCCCCUCCUCCCUUUCCCUGUCUGUCCUUCCUAAAGAGCCUGUAUUCUUUAACUGCAACACUCCAGUCGUAGGAGCCAUCCUACCACAUCUCUGAUGCCAGUAAGAUCACAGCCCUGCAGGUGUGCACAGUCUCUAACUGCUCGUUUAUUCCUCAUGCUAUGUGCAUUUGCCUAAAGACAUUUAAGUUUGGCCCUUGAUGAAGGAGAGUUACUGGCAGGAAUAUCUGGAAUUCCUUUGUGCAGCAGUUCAGGUGCUCUUCUGCUGACCUGCACUCCCUCUCCAGGCUCUGGGCAUCUCUUGUUGGUGCUGGCAUCAAACUAGGAGUGGGAUGGAUUGAGGAUUCCCUCUCCCAGCAACUUCAGUUUAAAGCUGCCUUCAUCAGCUUGGCAAGCCUGUGACCAGAGAUGUUCUUCCUGUUCUCUGGCAGAUGGGCCCCCCUCAGACUCCAUCAGCCAGGUUUUUCAGCAUGAGUCCCCAGGGGUAGCCAGACCUCUGCCCAUGGCACUAGUCCCAUAAUCAUUUGCAGAUUUGCCAGAUUCAACUGGCCCUUUCAAACCUUUCUCUUUGACAGGGAGGACUGAUGAAAAAACAGCCUGCACUCGAGGGUCCCUUACUGCCACUCCCAGGGCUCUGUAAUCCUUGGUAGUCCUCACAUUGCUCCUGGCUGUAUCAUUGGUGCCCACAUGAAACAACAGCAGUUCGUCUUUGGACUGUACGAGGCUUGGUAGUCUCUCAGUGAUAUCCCUGAUCCAAGCCCUGACAGGGGGCCCAGUGAGCCCCUCUCCAGAGAGCACAUCAGGUUGGGAAAUGGGUGCCUCCCUGCCUCUCAGAAUAGUCCCCUGCUACGGACACCUGCCACCUUUUCUUAGUUGCUGUGGUUGUUACACAAGGAGGAGAUCAGGCUGCCUUACUCAGCACCAGCCUCUCUCCUGAUAUAGUGGCUCCUCUUCAGCCUGCAGAGUGGUGAAGCAGUUCUGCAAGAGCACCUCAUGUUUCAGGGGAAAUCUCUUCCUCUGGCAGGUCCUUGCCAUUUCAAGUGUCUAUUCUCCUGCCUUAUUGCCCCCCCCUUCCCCCUCCCCUUCUGUGUGUGUAUGGUGGGGGAGUUUUUGCCGGUUUAGCUGUGAGUUUACUGCAGGCUAUGCUCAGAACCAGCUCUCUAACUCCUUCUCAGCUUCCCUGGAGUUAUGUAGCCUUCUCACUACCUCCUGCAGCUUACCACUUGCUGCACGAGGUCCUCUGCCUCAGCACACCUUCCACAGACAUUCAAAUACAGUGAUUCUGUUUGCAGUCUUGUUCUGUGGGUUGGAGUCCUCCUCUCAGCUCCAAAUUGGAUAAAUUUACCAUGCACAGGACACUGCCACAACAUAAUUCCAAAUAAGCCUAUUACCUUGGAAGUCACGAGCAAAUAAGACUUGCACAGCGAAAUGGCUCUAAAACUCUGCUGUUGAAACCAUACAAGGAAAAUGUCAUCGCAGUUUUUUAAGGUGAAAUAUAAAAAUGUUAUGCUUACAAAAGUGAUAUUUGGGAGAACAAUCAGACUGUGAGUCAUGUUCAGUGUGGAAGCGUAAAUGAUCAGCACUACUUUUGUCUUUGUUUGUAAUCCACCAUGGUUAAAGGUAACCUUUUGUUUGCUACAAAUGUUGGGAUGUAAAUCCCGAGUGACUUGUUGUUAGCGUUGUGAUGGUUAUUCUAAAUAAUCCAAUUCUACCAAAGCUUGCUCCUGUCACUUACAAUCCAAUUUAGAUGUUUCAGAUCUGUUUUCAGAUGUUGUUUUGUGUAUCAACUUUAUGUUUCCAUUAAAGUCUGUGAUUUCAGAAACAUGA
This is a messenger RNA of Pseudopipra pipra, 8751 nucleotides long. It is a transcript of the gene RET, whose product is annotated as ret proto-oncogene. The record is from RefSeq and is a predicted model, not a curated record. Gene Ontology annotation, cellular component: plasma membrane; axon; signaling receptor complex. Gene Ontology annotation, molecular function: ATP binding; transmembrane receptor protein tyrosine kinase activity; calcium ion binding. Gene Ontology annotation, biological process: cell surface receptor protein tyrosine kinase signaling pathway; positive regulation of kinase activity; homophilic cell-cell adhesion. Bases 389 to 3706 code for a protein of 1105 amino acids. NCBI's taxonomy places the organism in Eukaryota, Metazoa, Chordata, Aves, Passeriformes, Pipridae. The transcript is spliced from 21 exons.